AUACAAGCUUGUGAUUGGCGUAACGGUCUGGCCGAGCUGGGCGGCUCAUCAGCAAGGCCCAGCAACCUGAACUUCGCUUCGCUUCGCUCCUAAUGAUUGAAUAACACACUUCGAUUCGAAUGGCCGGGCGACAGAAAUAAGCACCUAAGAUACGCAUUAUUGUCUUAAAGCUUUUCUUGCAUGUUCACCUCUCCUGUCCUCAGACUGAGGCUGAAAAUGGCUGUCGGUUUCUGGGUCUUCCUCGCUCUGUUGCUGAUGGCGGUGGCGGCGGUGGUGGUGGUGAAGGCUGCGGCCAUCAGCGUGAAGAACGCGUCGCCGUCUCCUCUUGGCUGGAAGGAAGACGUGGUGGUCGGGGCGGGACACGUACUGGAACACUACCUGGCGGGGUGUCACGUUGUCAUCGCUGCUCCUCGCCUCUCACCUGCUCUUGCUUCGCUCCUCAGAGAAGUGUCGGCGGUGAGCGUGUCUGUUGCACUGGUGGACAUCACCCUGUGCAUGGAUCUGACACCGCGCAACGUGUGGAAAGAGGCGAGUAUGGACUACUGGCAGAGGCUGUGGGACAGCGGGAUGCAGGCCACGUGCAGGGUUCUCGUCAUGGACCACACCGCUGCGGACAUUGCACCAGCCGCAUCGUGAGUAAAUUAACGAAUAAGGUAUCAGUCUCUUGACGGAGGCUUUGUUUGCUCCCAGCUAGUCAUAAGUCCAGCACGUGACUAAGACUUUACUGAACAACACGAUAUUGUGGUGAAAAUUCACCCUUCCACAUUUUUAACUGUUAGCGGAAAAUAAAAUGCUUUAGUUUUAAUUUUCGUUUUCUACAUUCCAUUUCUGAGAGAAAGCGAAAACACUUCUUAAGAAUAUCAUAUCUCUUAAAUUGAGUCGCCUUUCAAUCUCUUAUUGCUUUGCAGACUCCUGACGUGCUCAGAUCUUUGGCAACAAGCAGACACGCGAGUACUGAUCAUGGGCAGGAGGGAAGACGUGGAGGUCCUGCUGAGGAACGAGGGUCUGCGCAACACCCGCCACGCCAUGUACCUCACGCCCCACGCUCCCACACAACAGCAGCAGUCUGGAGCAGGUAGUGUCAGUAGUGAGUAGCUGCACGCAAGAUGUUUUCACGACUGCCAAAAGUAAAAUUCCGUGUGGAUCAUUACCUAUGGCAGAUCUCAACUCCGCACACGCACACAUACUCGUACAUACACACACACACACACACGCACACACACCUAAGUAUACUCUUCCAUUCCAGCCAAGCGUGGUGUUAUAGACUUGUACACACGGUGUCUUUACUGUGACGCUGGUGGGUUCAAGCUGCAGCUGACGCAACGCUGGAAUUUGUCAGAUCUGCCACAGGAAUCAACGAUAU
Molecule: messenger RNA, 1363 nt
Organism: Scylla paramamosain (green mud crab)
Lineage: Eukaryota; Metazoa; Arthropoda; Malacostraca; Decapoda; Portunidae
Exons: 2
Coding region: 181-636 (151 amino acids)
Source: RefSeq, a predicted model, not a curated record